CAGAGCGUUCAUAGAGAUAGUAUACCUCAGUGAGCCAGAGAGGUUUCAAACUUUAAUUUGGAUAGUAUUACGCACCUCAUAACAUCACUAGCUACAACGUGAAACGACCCUUCAAAAAAGGAGGGAAAAAAGGAUACAGCUAAUUCAAUAACAUGGAUUGUGAGGACAGUUCCAGCAUGUUUCUUCCCCACCACUCUGAUCCCGAACCUACAAAGUCACUGGCUCCUGAUUGUAACGGUGGAACUCUUGCACUGCUGCUGGAAGACUGCAUUAAUCUGCUGGGGCCAAAUGCAGAGUCUAUGAAACUGGAGGAGGAUUGUGAGGACAUUUCCAGCAUGUCUCUUCCCCAUCAACCUGAGCCCAAUAUGCCCCUCAAGUGGGUAACAGUACUGCUGGAAGACUGCAGGAAAUCACUGAGUCCUGGCUGUAACAGUGGAGCUCAGUGGACACUACUGCCACUCAAGAGAGUUCGAGUACAGCUGGAGGACUGCAGAAAGAAGCUUGGGCCAAAUGCACAAUCUAUACAAGUUGAGGUUGUUGAUAGCAGAGGAUCAUCUCAUCCAGCCCAAGACCCUCUCCCUCACACGGGUGUAAAGCCCAACCAACAUGGAGAGCUUGGAGAGAAUUCAUCUGCAUCAACCGAACAUGGAGAGAUCUCUGCUCCAGGAGAGCUUGGCGGGAACUCAUCUGCAACAGAUCUUAAACUAAAGGAUGCCAACAAAACAAAAAGACCUCACCACUGCUCUCAGUGUGGUAAGAGUUUCAAAACAUCAAAUGAUCUAAAAGUACAUCAGAGAAUUCACACUGGAGAGAAGCCUUACCACUGCCCUUAUUGUGGGAAGGAUUUUGCUCAGCCUGGUUAUUUUAAUGUGCACCUGCGACAGCACACUGGAGAAAAGCCUUACCAAUGCUCUGAAUGUGAUCAAUGUUUUUCACGUCCUGACAGUUUUAAAUUACACCAAAAAGUUCACAUGAAAAUUCAUACUGAAAAGAAGCCUUAUUACUGCUCUGACUGUGGGAAGAAUUUCUCUCAGGCGAGUUACUUUAAGAUACACCAACGAAUUCACACUGGAGAAAAACCCUUCCACUGCUCUGGCUGCGAGAAGUGUUUUACUACAUCAGCUGAAUUGAAAUUGCAUGAGCGGGUACAUUCAGGAGUUAAACCUCACCACUGUGCUGACUGUGGGAAGAGUUUCUCUGUACUUUCUCGAUUACGAAGACAUCAACUUACACAUACUGGAGAAAAGCCUUUCUCCUGUCAACAGUGUGGAAAAGGUUUCCCUGAGAAAUUUAGUUUACAAACACACCAGCAAAUACAUAUCGGAGAGAAGGCUUUUAACUGCUCUGACUGUGGGAAGAGUUUUACCUUAAAACGUUACUUAACAAUUCAUCAAAGAUCACACACUGGACAGAAACCGUACAAAUGCUCUGUCUGUGGGAAGGAAUUUGCACGAGGCAGCAACUUCAUAGCACACCAGCGAGUACAUACUGGAGACAAGCCAUACUCCUGCUCCUUUUGUGAGAAACGAUGCUAUACAUCAACUGAUCUAAAAAUUCAUCAGAGAAUGCACACAGGAGAGAAACCAUUCCCUUGCCCUGAUUGUGAAAAACGCUUCAGUGCAAAAGUUCAACUAACAGCUCAUCAGAGAGUGCACACAGGCGAGUUGCCUUACUCAUGCUGUGAAUGUGGGAGGGGCUACCCACACCUGCAAAGUUUGAAGUACCACCGGGAAAAACAACACAAAUUGAAAAUCUCACCACUGAAGAAGACGACUAAGAAGAACACAAUGAAAUAACGUGCUACAUUUCUCAUUGUCAAUCCGAGCAAGACAUUGUUGAGUCGGUUGAUACUGGAAAGGGGCUUUGUAUCACAGUUAGUAGUGUGAACUGAGAUGUUCAGCAUUAGGAUCCCCUUCAUACACCAGAGAACACGCACUGGAGAAAACCCUUGAAAGGUGUCGUUAUGCGUUGAUUUAUUCUUUGCUAUUUAGGUGGCAGUGUACGACACAGGGCCAGUUUCCCAGAAACUAGUCCCGGAUUAAGCUAUUUCAACAGAGAUUCUCCCGUUGCGCAAGAGGUGUGUGAAGAUGCUUAGGAAUCAUUUUUGCACUGAUUACAGACCAGUCAUGUGUAGCAGCAGGUUGCCCGCUAAAUCAUAUUUCGAUCGGUAAUGUAUUGAUCUUUGGUAUGUACAGCCCUGCCUCAUACAAGCAGUUACUAACAAGAUUUUCCUCAAUAUGCAUAUAGAAUAAGAUUUUUUUUCCUGUGUUUUAAGCAUUCAAUGAAAAGAACAUCUUCCUUACAAUCAAAGAUGGGGAAGGUUUGAUAAUCCUGUGGGGUUGCUUUGCUGCCUCUGGUAUUGGGGGCCUUGAGGGUGCGCAAGGCAUCAUGAAAUCUGCAGGUUAUCAGGUGUUUUUGGAGUCCAAUGUUAAACCCAGUGUCCAAAAAAUGUGGUCUCCAUUGAAGGUUGAUGGUGUUCCAGCAGUACAACGACCCCAACAAAAACACACAAAGCACCCAGGAAUGGUUCAAGAAGAGAGACUGUUCUGGAGUGGCCAGCGAAGAUUCCUGAUCUUAAAUGUAAAUGUAAAUCACAACGUAAACCAAAACCUAUGGUGAGAGUUGAAACGGAGGUUGCUGCAGGUUACCCAUCAAACAUUGAAGAAUUAGAGCACUUUGCUACUAAAAAGUGGGCCAAACAUCCAGUUGAAAGGUGCAGCAAGCUCAUCGAUGGUUAUAAUAAGUGUUGUCUGCAGUUAACUUUGCCAAAUGAUGUGCAACCAAGUAGCUCCAAGGUGUCGAUGCCAUUUAUCUUUUAUUUUCUCAAUUAAAAUUGUAAAUUGAACAAAAUUGGUUCUGCAAUGUUGAAAAUCCAGUAAGCUGUGGCCAAAAGUUAUGGAGUUAUUUGAGUGCAGUGCAGUCAGAAAGUGAUUUUCAUGUGUUUUAUAUAUAUUUAUAUAUAUAUAUUUUCCACACUGAGGUUGGAAUAAUACUGAAAUUGUGACAUUUUUAGCGUAAGAGCUAAAAAAGAAAAGACCGCCUGAAAUUUCAACCUGUUUUAAUGGGAUUGAGUUCUGGCCUCUGGUGACAUCACCAGGCAGUAAAUGGGUUAAUAGACCAAUAAGAAAUAGUUCCAAACCUCUCUGCCAAUAACAGCUUGUUUUCAGUUUUACACUCCCCACAAAGACCACUCCCAGACAGUCCUAGCAAAAUUCUUGCUUGAGAAAUGGGUCUUUGCUACGAAACUAUUUUUGUUUGUUUUCAUUUAAAAUGCUCAUAAAUAAUCACAGUAACGUACUUAAUUGUUAUCUAGAAAUGUAAUAUUGAGAUAAAAAUGGCUGCAAGGAUGCCAAUAUAUUUGUCUGAAACUGUGCUGUACAAUAUUCAAAUCCUGCUUUAUGUGCCCUCUUGACUCCUGAAAAUGUUAGUUAUUUUGCUGCUUACUGUGCCCCCUUCCCCCCAAGUGAAAACAAUUUAAGAGAUUAACCAAUUGCAAUAUAAUCAAAGUAUGUGUAUACAAAUUGAUAAAACACGUUCACUUUUUAAUUAAAAAAGUAAUUUGUAUUUUACUCAAGUCACUACAGUGCCUGCUGUACACCACUCCAGCCGACACUUGGCAUUGCACAUGGCGAUCUUGGGAUUGUGUGCAGCUGCUGGCCAUGGAAACCCAUUUCAUGAAGCUCCCGACAAACAGUUAUUGUGCUGAUUGAUGUUGCUUCCAGAAGUAGUUUGGAACUCAGUCGUGAGUGUUGCGACCAAAGAUAGACGAUUUUACAUGCUAGGCUCUUCAGCGGUCCCGUUUUGUGAGCUGUGUGGCCUACCACUUAGUGUCUGGAGAAAUUGUUGCUCCUAGACGUUUCCACUUCAAAAAUACAUCUGCAGCGUUUACCGUGAAUGCGGUCUCCGCUAAAUAGGUAACAUUGCCUUUAAAUUUCAAUCACGCUGUAAAACUGAACUUCUGUGAUGUGGAUUGAAUAGAACCAUACAUUUAGCUCAAUAUGCGCACUAUUGUUAUUGAAUACAGUCAUCAUUGGCCUUGCUCAUCAAUGCAUCAUACUAUACUGAACAAAAAUAUAAAUGAAAUAUUUUACUGUGUUACAGUUCAGAUGAGGAUAUCAGUCAAUUUAAAUAAAU
This is a messenger RNA of Oncorhynchus gorbuscha (pink salmon), 4134 nucleotides long. Its product is annotated as zinc finger protein OZF-like. Gene Ontology annotation, biological process: negative regulation of transcription by RNA polymerase II. NCBI's taxonomy places the organism in Eukaryota, Metazoa, Chordata, Actinopteri, Salmoniformes, Salmonidae. Gene Ontology annotation, molecular function: DNA-binding transcription repressor activity, RNA polymerase II-specific. The record is from RefSeq and is a predicted model, not a curated record. The coding region runs from base 153 to 1796 and encodes 547 amino acids. The transcript has 4 exons.